Paramuricea clavata is the source of this 576-nucleotide messenger RNA. Lineage: Eukaryota; Metazoa; Cnidaria; Anthozoa; Malacalcyonacea; Plexauridae. The record is from the annotation of a GenBank genome assembly.
AUGUUAUGUAAUGAUUUCGAUCCUGUACAGUCAAGCAAAAGCGACAACUAUUGCGGAUUCCCUUCCACAAGCGAUGAAAUGCUUGUUGAAUUGGAGGGCGUUAAACUCGAUGUAACAAUUACUGAGAAAGAUAUUCGUGAUAACAAACAUAGCAUUAAAAACGUGGAAGAUUGCCUUGAUAAAGUAGUUGGUAAAUUAAACAUUAUUAACCAACAGUUCGAUGUAUUUAGGGCAGAGUUUCAGUUGUUGAAAAACCAACAUACGAUUCAAUAUUCGCCUAAAGCUGUCGAAUUUUCAAAUUUGGACAACCAAAACGCCUCCGGAUUGCAAAAACGUCAUGAGGAAAACAAUAACAUAAUAGGAUCGAAUCUAAAUGAUGACAUUGUAAUGAGUCGUAAUGAUGCAUUACAAUCUCUGGCAAAUUUGCGGUCUGAGUGCCUUUCCAAUGUUUGUUAUGAUACUCAAUUAAAGCGUCUUGAAAGGGAACUGCAUGAUGAACAAGAUAAAACCAAGCAACAUGAAUCUGAGCUAACGGUUGCCGAAACUAAACCUACACGAGUUAGAACAAAAGAGUAA